AUGAGCAAAAUCAAGCACGAAGAAGAUCUGGAUAGAAUGAACACGGUCACCGACGACGACCUCAGCGGGACCGAAGUUAUGCCGCAGAGAAAAGGCCCUCGAGAGUACUACACCAUACGCGGCGAGCUGUGCGUUCCAUGCCUCCGACUGAUGCUCUCGGACUUAAGUGUGGCCUGUCUCCGGGAUUCUGACCAGAGUAAAUGCCGUUGUUGUGUGAAAAAUGGUCGGCGAUGCAAAAAGGUACCCAACCAAUUUGAUGACGAGGUCCGAAAACUUUUCUGGAAGACUCCCAAGGCCCAGCGAAGCCUCCAUGCAAACGUGCUGCUAUCCAAAACCCUGCACCUGUUUGAUCAGCAGCGGAAAGCGCAGACCCCAGCUCUUGCACACAAGACUCCAAACCAGGAACCUCGUGCCUGA
Molecule: messenger RNA, 417 nt
Organism: Penicillium oxalicum
Lineage: Eukaryota; Fungi; Ascomycota; Eurotiomycetes; Eurotiales; Aspergillaceae
Exons: 2
Coding region: 1-417 (138 amino acids)
Source: RefSeq, a predicted model, not a curated record